CAGCCCGCCCCGCGCCGCCGGGCGCCCGCAGCUCCACUGGGCCGUGACACGAGCGACGUCCUGCAGCAGAUCAUGGCCAUCACCGACCAGAGCCUGGACGAGGCUCAGGCCAGGGUGUGACCAGUGUCAUCACAUUGGCUGGCUGGGCCUGGUUUCUUGGGAAGGAGGCCCCUGUUCCCCAUGAGCUAACUUUCUCACCACGCCUCUGCUGCCUCUUUCAGAAAGCAUGCCCUGAACUGCCAUCGGAUGAAGUCUGCUCUCUUCAGCGUGCUCUGUGAGAUCAAGGGAAACACAGCCCAGCUGUACCACUUGGUCCAGAGAACCCCUGGAGAUAGUUAAGGGCCCUGGACACGCCGUUGCUGUUGGGGCAUUACUGUUUCCGGCGACUCUCAGAACAUAGAUCUCAGGAGUAUUUGUGGACGCCCCACGGCCCUGCUCAGCCUCCACUGUCAGUGCAGAUGUUACAUAAGCUUUCCUUCCUGUCUGCUGUGUGCUUACAUGUGGAAGCCAAAGCCGUGAGCAUCCGGCAUCAGGAAGAGGAUCCUCCCGACGCUCAGCUCCUGAGGCUGGAUAACAUGCUGCUGGCUGAGGGUGUGUCCAGGCCAGAGAAGAGAGGACGAGGAGCAGCGGCAGGCACCACAGCGACACCAGGUGGCUGUCCAAAUGACAAUAGCAUUGAGCACUCAGACUACAGGGCCAAGCUGUCCCAGAUCCGACAGAUUUACCACUCUGAGCUAGAGAAGUAUGAACAGGCCUGUCGUGAGUUCACUACGCAUGUCACCAACCUUCUCCGGGAACAGAGUAGGGUGAGGCCUGUGUCCUCCAAGGAGAUGGAGCACAUGGUGGGCAUCAUCCACAGCAAGUUCAGUGCCAUCCAGAGGCAGCUGAAGCAGAGCACCUGUGAGGCUGUCAUGACCCUGCGCUCACGGCUCCUGGAUGCCAGGCGGAAGCGGCGGAAUUUCAGCAAGCAGGCCACUGAAGUGCUGAAUGAGUAUUUCUAUUCCCAUUUGAGCAACCCUUACCCCAGUGAAGAGACCAAAGAAGAACUGGCCAGGAAGGGUGGCAUCACGGUGUCCCAGGUCUCUAACUGGUUUGGCAACAAAAGAAUCCGGUACAAAAAGAACACUGGGAAGUUUCAAGAAGAGGCCACCAUGUACACUGGAAAGACCUCCACGGCCACCAUGGCCCGGGGCCCAGGGGGUCAGACCAGCUGCCCGUCCACACCCAGCCCAGGUUCCUGUGGCCCCUUCCCCCUGACCAGUGGAGGUGACAUGGUUCUCACCCUGCGGACCCUGGCCUUCCUCCAGCCCCCACCUGGGGGAGCAUGCCUCCAGACCCCGGCUCACAGCAGUUGGCAGAGGGCCACCACCCCACAGCCAACCUCGUCACCUGCCGGAGACUCUGGCAGCUUCAACUCAGAUGUGUCUAAUUAAGUUUUGGGAACCUGGUUGAGUGCCUUGGGUGAAUGGACCUCUGCCCUGCCAAUUACCUCAGAAGCCCUGGCUGUGGUGAUGGACGUUUCCUGGCUGCUCACCUACCUGCCUUGCCGUGAUUUUUUUAAACAACAAUUUGUUGGUUGACUGUGGAUUGUUCAUCUAGGGCUUUGUCUGAGCACCCCAUUAAAGUUUUUGACUUGUC
This is a messenger RNA of Peromyscus eremicus (cactus mouse), 1638 nucleotides long. RefSeq names its product PBX homeobox 4 (gene Pbx4). The record is from RefSeq and is a predicted model, not a curated record. Gene Ontology annotation, cellular component: nucleus. Gene Ontology annotation, biological process: embryonic organ development; animal organ morphogenesis; neuron development. The transcript has 9 exons. The coding region runs from base 459 to 1433 and encodes 324 amino acids. Lineage: Eukaryota; Metazoa; Chordata; Mammalia; Rodentia; Cricetidae. Gene Ontology annotation, molecular function: RNA polymerase II cis-regulatory region sequence-specific DNA binding; DNA-binding transcription factor activity, RNA polymerase II-specific.